AUGGUGCAACUGGAGCAGGGCGCAAAGGUCGAAUCGCACGGCGCAACGGAAAUUUUACAAUUAUCAUCCGACGAUACGCUCGAAAAUGCACCGGGCACAACCACAGAGAAAACAGAAUGCGAUGAACCAUGGAAAUGGGGGGAUGAUCCGAGCAAUCCAUAUAACUGGCCGACAGGUCAAAAGGUCCUACAAGUGAUGAUGAUUGGUUGGGCGGCUUUCACAACAACUGUUGGAGUAUCUAUAUUAUCACCCGCUCACUCGCAGUUUAUGGAAGAAUUUGGGGUCGGCAGUACGGUCGCUAUCUUACCCUUGUCACUCUACGUCUUUGCCUUGGCCCUUGGUCCCAUCAUUGGAGGACCCCUUUCUGAAACUGUUGGGCGAUACCCGGUCUACAUAGGGUCGAUUGGGCUGGGCACUUCAUUUACUCUAGGCGUAGGGUUUUCUCCCACGUUUUCUGGACUGUGUGUUUUGCGUUUCUUGGCUGGUUUCUGCUACGCACCGACUCUGGCGAUUGCAGCGGGAACUCUCAAUGAGACGUUUGAGCCUGUUCAACGUGCCCUCCCCUCAGCUAUCUUUAUCCUUACACCUUUCUUGGGUCCUGGUCUAGGGCCUGUCAUUGGAAGCUUCGUUGUCAAUCGGAAAGGCUGGCGUUGGACACAGUGGACAACAAUAUUCUUUGCCAUCCUCACUGGUAUCACAAUUCUCAUUGCCAAAGAGACGUUUCACCCUAUCAUCAAACGUCGUCGGGCCAAGGAACUCGGACUCGAACUUCCCCCAUCAUCUCCUCUGUCUUCAAAGCUACGCCUAUUCUUGACCAUUUCUCUCUUCCGCCCUAUCAGCAUGCUCUUAACGGAACCCAUCGUUGGCUUCAUCUGCCUUUACAUUGCUUGCGAAUUUGCGACACUCUUCUCUUUCUUCGCAGCCUUCCCAUUGAUCUUUCAAGGUAUCUAUCAUUUUAAUAUCGAGGAGUCUGGCCUGGUGUUCUUGACCAUUGUGGUUGGAUGCCUACUAGGAACAGUGACGGUCAUCUUAUGCAACUUCUUUCUUUACCUCCCCAAAGCCUCGAAGCAUCCAGACGGGCAUGUACCACCCGAAUACCGCCUCUAUCCAGCACUCAUAGGUAGUGUUGGACUGCCGAUCGGUUUGUUCUGGUUUGCAUGGACUUCAAGAGCUGAUAUCUCCUGGGCAAGUCCUGUCGUUGCAAUAAUUGUCUUUGCAUGGGGAAAUCUAUGUGUCUUCGUCAGCACAACGCAGUACCUCGUUGAUACUUAUCAUGGUCUCACUGUUGCAAGUGCCAUGAGCGCCAAUGGUUUGGCACGUUAUGGACUGGGGGCUGUGUUCCCUCUGUUUACCGUCCAAAUGUACACCAAGCUCGGUGCAGGUCCAUUCAGCUGCAUCGCGUUCCACGCCUUGACGACGUCCCCUGUCUUCGCAACGUGUGACAUUGACUAUGUCCCUGUCUCCCUGCGAGACUUAUUUCAGCUAUGCCAAAACACGCCUCCUAUUGCAGUCAAGAACAAGUUUCAAUGGAUCAACCGAGAGCGUAUCUACUGGGCUCGUCGUUUCCAGGUUCCCAUGUCUGAAGCCAUCCCAAAAGGAUUUCCCGCAUCCACCGCGGACGUUCAACUCGCACUCUGCCUUCUAGCUACAGAAUACCCCGAUAAGCUAGUUCCCAUCGUGGAAAGGAUCUCUCGCGGGUUCUGGGAAGAGGGAAACUCGGGUGUCCUCACUCAACCCGGUUUUUCUGCUAUUUUUGAGAGCGAGCUUGGCGCCGAAAAUGCCAAGCGGAUUUUGAAUGAGUUCAAAGGUGCUGCGGCACAAGCGAUCCUUGGUAGACGCACACAGGAGGCGUUUACCUCGGGCGCCUUUGGUUUGCCUUGGUUUGAUUGCGUAGACGCUCAGGGAGUCAAGGAAAGCUUCUGGGGGAUCGAUCAUUUGGGACGUCUGGUGGACUUUCUGCAACUGGACGCCAGCCUAGACAACUCUUUCCGCGUAUUACUAUGA
This is a messenger RNA of Penicillium coprophilum, 2004 nucleotides long. RefSeq names its product Major facilitator superfamily. The coding region runs from base 1 to 2004 and encodes 667 amino acids. NCBI's taxonomy places the organism in Eukaryota, Fungi, Ascomycota, Eurotiomycetes, Eurotiales, Aspergillaceae. Gene Ontology annotation, molecular function: spermidine transmembrane transporter activity; oxidoreductase activity; spermine transmembrane transporter activity. The transcript is spliced from 8 exons. Gene Ontology annotation, biological process: transmembrane transport; spermine transport; spermidine transport. The record is from RefSeq and is a predicted model, not a curated record.